GUCCUCUCCUUCACUUUUCCUCCAACUUUCUUGCCAGCAAAACCUCAUUCGUUUCCUCAACCUCGCUCCCAAUCCCACUUGCUUCAUUUAGCUUUAAUCCCACAACAAUUCUAACCAUGGCGCUCGGUCGUAGUCUACUCAAGCUCCUACAGACCGUCCUGUAUGCCAUCGAAUUCUGUUGCGCAGCAAUCAUUCUAGGCAUCUUUUCAUAUUUCCUCGCCGUCCUCGCCAAGAAUGAUCUGGAUAUUCCUCGCUGGCAGCAGGCCGUCGAGGGUAUCUCGGGGGCAGCAGCUCUGUACUUGAUCUUCGCCGUCCUCCUCACCUGCUUCCUAGGCGGAAAGCCCUUCUUCGCAUUCCUUGCCAUUGCCCUGGACGUCCUAUUCUGCGGCGGCUUCAUCGCCAUUGCGAUCUUGACCCGCGAUGGCGCAAACAGUUGCACGGGCGACGUCAAGACGCCGUUCGGAGACGGUCCUGGCGAAAAAGAAGCUCCUGGCGCUGGCGACUACGCCACCGCAUGCCGAUUGAACAAGGUGGCAUUCGCGGUCUCGAUCAUCGGAGCUGGCCUCUUCCUCAUCUCAGCGCUCAUACAGCUCGCGCUCGGCCGUAAUUACCAGAAGGAGAAGCGAUAUGGCCCAUCGCCCGCGAACAACUACACCUCCGGCACUGGAUCUCACUGGUGGCGUCGCAACCGUGGUCCUCGCACCACCAAGGAGGCAUACGCCGCCGAGCCGGAAUACGCUCCGGCUUCUGAAUCAGGUCUCACUGGCGGGCCCCGCGAUGUUCUCCCUGAAGGCAGCACCAACGGCACCAACGCCAGCUACGGGACUGGAUAUCACACUGCCCCGACUGGUACUAGCACUGGCAACCCUUACGAAUACAACCGGACGCCUGCUACCAACUAUUAAUGAAUUCUCCAUUUGAAUUUCCCAUCCAAUUUGUCAUAUCAGCGUCGCUCGGGCUUUCGGUCAACAUGGGAAGGACAUUACUAUAGACAGGAUUACGGCCGAGUUUCUUCAAUCUCAGCAUAUGAUAUCCCAAUGAUUGCUCAGGA
This is a messenger RNA of Eremomyces bilateralis CBS 781.70, 1051 nucleotides long. RefSeq lists its product as uncharacterized. The record is from RefSeq and is a predicted model, not a curated record. The transcript has 2 exons. Lineage: Eukaryota; Fungi; Ascomycota; Dothideomycetes; Eremomycetales; Eremomycetaceae. The coding region runs from base 117 to 905 and encodes 262 amino acids.